CUGUUUCGGAUUUUGCGACACUCAUUAAUACGAGUUAUACUGGAUAUCGUCUGGAUAACUGGUCUAAUCAUUUGUGGACCUUUUCGGUUUAUUCUGCUCUACAGACAUGGUGAUAUAGCAAUGAUUGCUAUUCUGACAUCAGUUUUCAUAAAGUCAAUCUCCUCAGGAAAGUCACGAGGGACACUUUUUUUCAUCUUUGGUGUUCUAUCGAUUGUAUUUUUCGAUCAUGAUGUUCAGGAUGCUGUGACUGAACAUCCGGAGGGAGUGCAUAAAAGUCUUCUAAUUCACAGGAUUUACGAGCUAUUUAUACAUCUUGGAUUGUCAGAUCACAAAUUCGGAGCUAUUCUCUUAUUGAUAUCGGCUUGUGCAGAAGCUGGUUUCACUUCCGCUGCUCGGACGCUAGCUGCAUCGAUUGGUGGUGCUAAAAGGCUUCAUGCCCUCUCCACAUGCGCCUCGGUUUUUCUUAUUCUUUUGGUCAGCACUUUUGCUGCUUUCUUCGGUACAAUCUUCUUUCACAGGCAACCUUCAAAGUUGGAUAUCCCGUUGACCGAAUUCAGCUACUCCUAUGGUUUUUUUGCAACCCUUCUUGUUGUACUAGUCUUUGUAGCUGACUUCUACUUCACUGAAUUCAUGGUUCGAAAAGCUGGGCCAAACUCUGUUCAGAGGGCCUCAUACCCCUGUCUUGCUAUUACAGCUUUUCUUAUAAGUGCCUGCAUUAACGGCUCUGUUGGUACUGUGUCGGCGUCGGUGCUUAAAUCAGACAGCCAGUUGGAUCCAAUUUUCCCUGAUUCAUCGCUUUCUCAGCCAGCUCAUUACCUUUCUACCGGAGUUAUUCUAGCUCUAGUGGCUUUCCUCUAUUCAUCAAGCUUGUUAACUCGAUCCUGCGCAGAUAUCACAGGUGGUGGACGUAGAUUUGUGGGCUUCUCUCCUGCCGGUCUGCCUCUCUACACUCCACAGGCAGCUCCUUCUAGUACUGGAAGUGGCGAUGGUGAGGGUCUGAGCUUCGCCUAUCACGCUGUGGCCACUCUUAAACAAGUCACUGCCGAUAAGGCCUCUUUCCGCAUAUUCGUCUUUCUCUGCCUCAAUUUGUCUUUCACCUUCAUUGAACUAUUCUACGGUGUGUGGACGAACAGCCUCGGACUCAUCUCUGAUGGUUUCCAUAUGCUCUUCGAUUGUGCUGCUCUUGUAAUGGGUCUCUACGCUUCUGUGGUCGGUCGGUGGAAACCUACUCGCAUCUACUCCUUUGGUUUUCAUCGGGCGGAAAUUUUAUCAGGAUUCAUAAAUUCCCUUGCCUUGAUGGUCAUCUCUUCCUCGAUCUUCGUCAAUGCACUAGAACGCAUUCAUCAGCCUCCUGAUAUUAAUACCGAUCGGCUUAUGGUAAGUUCGAUUAAGCCCUCUCACUUGCCCAUACUUUCCCCAUCGACCUAG
Rodentolepis nana is the source of this 1428-nucleotide messenger RNA. Lineage: Eukaryota; Metazoa; Platyhelminthes; Cestoda; Cyclophyllidea; Hymenolepididae. The record is from the annotation of a GenBank genome assembly.